Molecule: messenger RNA, 1711 nt
Organism: Ipomoea nil (Japanese morning glory)
Lineage: Eukaryota; Viridiplantae; Streptophyta; Magnoliopsida; Solanales; Convolvulaceae
Product: blue-light photoreceptor PHR2-like
Exons: 4
Coding region: 203-1546 (447 amino acids)
Biological process (GO): photoreactive repair
Molecular function (GO): FAD binding; DNA binding
Source: RefSeq, a predicted model, not a curated record
AGUUUUCCUCGCGUUUACCAACCAACUUUCUCAUUAUAACUUAAAAACCACCGAACUCCGCCACCAAACACUGCAAUAAACCAGAAAGGCCUCCGGCAGCAGCUCCAAAUCGUCGUCGGAGAAGAUUUUGUGUCCUCAGUUUUAUCGCUGUUUUCCUUUUCGAAUCUGUAAAAGCUGCAUUUUCUCUCACUGAUUCUUGAAAAUGGAGGCUAAAAACUUUCCACAAGAGAAUCAGGAAGCUCAAGCGGCGGAAGAGCAAACCGCCGUCUCUACGCUUCGCCUACCCAUGGCUUCAAUCUCCCUCUCCUUGUCCACAAUUCUCCCCGCCCACAAAAUCUCCACCCUCUUUGGUUCUCACCCAAGCAGGGUCAAGAUCCCCGCGCAGAUCUCUUCUCUCUCUCACCUCUCCCUCUCCGCCUCCCUCACUCCUCCCAAAUCAUUGCUCAAGUCCACGGUUUCCGCGAACCCGCUUCAGAGCCCCGUCCCCUUGAACCCUCUCCGCCCUUCUGACCCCUCCAAUGCCGCCGCCCUCCGCCGCGCUUCCAUUGUUUGGUUCCGGAACGAUCUCCGCGUCCACGACAACGAGUGCCUCAACGCAGCCAAUAACGAGUCCAUUUCCGUUUUGCCCGUUUACUGUUUCGACCCGAGCGACUACGGGAAGUCCUACAACGGCUUUGACAAGACCGGCCCGUACCGGGCAACAUUCUUGAUCGAGUCCGUUUCUGACCUCAAGAAGAACCUGCAGGCCAGAGGCUCUGAUCUCGUGGUCCGAAUGGGGAAGCCCGAGACGGUGCUGGUGGAGCUGGCUAAGCAGAUUGGAGCGGAAGCGGUUUACUGCCAUCGCGAUAUCUCGCACGAUGAACUCAAGGCGGAAGAUAAGCUCGAGAAGGCGAUGAAGGACGAGGGCAUUGAGAUGAAGUUUUUCUGGGGAAGCACGUUGUACCAUAUUGAUGAUUUGCCUUUUAAAUUGGAAGACAUGCCUACGAAUUAUAGUACUUUUAAGGAAAAAGUUCAUGGCUUGAAGAUCAGAAACACCAUUGAAGCACUGAAUCAGCUCAGAGGAUUGCCUGCUAGAGGAAAUGUGGAGCCUGGGGAGACUCCCUCUCUAGCUGAUUUGGGUCUCAAUCCUAGUUCAACAGUGGGGCAGAGUGGAAAACCAUCUGUUAAUGCUUCCCUUGUGGGAGGAGAGGCUGAAGCAUUACAGAGAAUUAGAACAUUUGCAAGCGAAUGCCAAGUGCAACCCAACCGGGGAAACAAAGAUGGGAGUGAUAGCAUAUACGGUGCAAACUUUUCCUGCAAAAUCUCUCCCUGGCUUGGCAUGGGCUGCAUUUCCCCUCGCGCCAUGUUUGAGGAGCUCAAAAAAUCCGCGUCAAGCACAAUUUCUGCUUCCUCUAAAGACCCCAGUGGUGACACUGGGAUGAACUGGCUAAUGUAUGAGCUGUUGUGGAGGGAUUUCUUCAGAUUCAUUACCAAGAAAUACAGUGAUGUAAAACAGAACAACACUGCAGCCCCUGUGACUUCAUGCACAGUAGGAGUUGCUGUCUAAUAAUGAAGCAUUACAGGUGGCAAGAUAGAAGCACUAUAAAGGGAUGAUUUUCUUUUGCAGAGAUGAAUGUUAGAAUAGAGGCUGUGUAGAGUGUUUUCUACUAGUAUCCUGCUUGUACUGUUAUUAUAUAUAUUAUAUUAUAUGUGUGAAUCUACCAAUUUGAUA